CAAAAAGUUAUUAUUUUUAAAUUAAACUAAUUAUAUCGAUGUCUUCAUUUUGUGAUCUAAAUAUUAUUACCAAGCGAAAUGAAAACUUAUAUGAAAAGGUCAAAGCUUCUCUCGAACUGGGCUACCGGAAAAUAGCAUUGAAUCAAAUAGUCGACUUUACCGAGGAUCAGAGUAGUGCUGCUGCUAAGGACAAUAGCGGAACUAACACAAAAAAACGCAAGAAAGCUCGUGUUUCUAUCUCUAAAGAAGACUUGAUACCAGAUCCCCUGGAGGUUAGCUUAGAAUCGGUACAGAGAUGUAUUAAAGAUUCGGAAGUAUUAUCCCGAAAUUGCAAAAGUGUUCAGAUUUUGCAGAGAAUUACAUUCGUUCUCAAUGAUAUCGACCAAAUAAGGCUCGUUAAAAGUUCUAAGGCACAAAAAUUUGACUUGAUAGCCGUGGCACCUGCCGAUCAAAGAAUAUUUAUGACCUGCUGUGAAUCUGUGCCGGAGAUCGAUAUAAUUUCCAUCGACACAUCCCAAAAAUCGUCGAUCCGGUUUAAAAGAUCUAAUAUCCGAUCUGCUGUGAACAAAGGAAUCAAUUUCGAAUUCAAUUAUUCUCCUGCUAUUCAUAGUUCGUGUUAUCGUCAAAAUUUGAUUAGCCAAUUGUCGAUGCUGCUUUGCAUCGAACCGAGGAUAAAGAAUGUGAUGCUAAAUAGCGGAGCCCAGAAGUGUUUGGAUAUGAGGGGACCUUACGAUGUCGCGAAUUUAGGCAUACUAUUCGGAUUUAAGGAAAAUAAUUGUUCCGCUCUUUGCGGUUCGGUCUGCGAAAAUACUAUUCGUCACGCAGAACAUAGAAAAUUUAACAAGUACGGCGUCAAAAUAUACGAUCAACCUGUAAUAAUCAAGGGUGAAGUUCCCGACAACAUCAAUCAACAUGAAAAAACGUUUCAAAACGACGUCAAGGAAUUCAACGAAAAUUUAAUAUUAAAAGAAUUGAUAAUGGAAGAAAAUCAUCUGGAACAAAAUUGCUCUCUAUAUAUUUUAAAUUCUAAUACAGAUUCUGUUCCAGAUGUUACACCCUCACAUAAUAAUUGA
Messenger RNA from Gordionus sp. m RMFG-2023, 1073 nucleotides. RefSeq names its product ribonuclease P protein subunit p30-like. Gene Ontology annotation, biological process: tRNA processing. The transcript is spliced from 6 exons. The record is from RefSeq and is a predicted model, not a curated record. Gene Ontology annotation, cellular component: nucleolar ribonuclease P complex. The coding region runs from base 39 to 1073 and encodes 344 amino acids. NCBI's taxonomy places the organism in Eukaryota, Metazoa, Nematomorpha, Gordioida, Chordodea, Parachordodidae. Gene Ontology annotation, molecular function: RNA binding.